Molecule: messenger RNA, 1880 nt
Organism: Cuscuta epithymum
Lineage: Eukaryota; Viridiplantae; Streptophyta; Magnoliopsida; Solanales; Convolvulaceae
Source: the annotation of a GenBank genome assembly
AUGGGGCGGAUGGAAACAAGGGGGGAAGUCUCUUAGAGACAAAGCCACACCCAUGUCUCAUUCAUGCACUAUUUGGAAGAGUGAUUGGAGUGAGGAUAACUCUUCCUUUCAUUUUAGCCAUACACACAAACCAAAGGCCAAGAAAGAGCUCUGAAAUAUCUCUCACCAACAACUAGCUUGGAAGAAGCAAAGAGCAAGGAAAUCCCAAGGGAAAUGUAGCUAGAAGGAAGGAGUUGAAAUCACCGGAAACCGCCACUUAAAGGAAGCUGUUCGUAGCUGCAGACCACGAAAGCCGCCGACCUUUUGCAAAAGCCGGCCGGCUUUCGUCUGAUGUCCAGAUUUUUCACUUCUAAUCGGUUUAGAACGGGGAUUGAUCGAAGGGCUUAACAAAGGCAACUAUUUCAGCACUUCGUAAGUGUCAGAUAGAACUUGAAGGUUGCUACCAUUGCCCGUUGCUCGGGAAGAUCCAAGGAGAGGAGACGUGGAUUUCUCAUUAAUUCAGACCAAUAAAAAAUGAGGAGGAAUCCCCUGAAAAAUUCUAAAAGUUCUGUGAAUGAGGCAGGGACUUCUAGUCGAUAUGAUGAUUCAGCCAUUUCUUCUAUUGCGAGAAGCAUUUCUAUGAGAUCAGGGGUGAGCAAGAAAAAAAUGAUAGCUGAAGACAUUCUUCGGUUUGGAGAGAUGAAAGUUGCAGCAGAACUAUUCACAUUUCACGAACUGGCCAAAGCAACAGACAACUUCAACCCGGAGUUGCUGGUGGGAGAAGGAGGGUUUGGGAGGGUAUACAAAGGACAUAUAAGAAGAACUAAUCAAAUUGUCGCAGUAAAGCAGCUGGACAGGAAUGGAAUUCAUGGAAAUAGGGAAUUCCUAGCUGAGCUCUUGACUUUAAGUCUUGUUCACCACCCAAAUCUUGUGAACCUAAUUGGGUAUUGUGCUGAUGGGAAUCAAAGACUUUUAGUGUACGAGUUUAUGCACAACGGCUCUUUGCAAGAUCAUCUUUUCGAUUUGUCUCCAAAUAAGAACCCUCUCGAUUGGUAUACGAGGAUGCAAAUAGCCAAAGGUGCGGCCCAAGGGCUAGAAUACCUUCAUGACACAGUUAAUCCUCCAAUUAUCUAUCGCGACUUCAAAACAUCAAAUGUGUUAUUGGACAAGUCUUUCAAUUCAAAGCUAUCAGGUUUUGGUCUCGCGAAACUAAGUCCAAACGAAGAACAAGAUCACGUGUUCACAAGGAUAAUGGGGACCUAUGGGUAUUGUGCGCCAGAGUACGCUAAUGUUGGGGGACGACUUACAACCAAAUCUGAUGUUUACAGCUUUGGGGUUGUCUUACUAGAGAUUAUUUCGGGAAGGAGAGUUAUUGAUAAUACUAGACAAAAUGAGGAACAGAACCUUGUUUCUUGGGCAAAACCACUUUUGAAUGACAGAGAGAAAUUCAAAAUGUUGGCAGACCCUAUGCUUGUAGGGAAUUACCCAACAAAAGGCAUGUACCAAGCUCUUGCAAUUGCAUCGAUGUGUCUUCAAGAUGAAGCUAAUACACGACCUUUGAUUGCGGACGUUGUCAGUGCGCUUGAGUACUUAGCAACGCCUGACGAGGAAUGGAAUAGAACGACAGAAGUAGAUGAAGCAGAUUGCAUACUCAUUCAGAAAGGCAAAAACACUUACACAACUAUGUAAUACGAAAAGGGAUUGUUGGUAACUUUUGUGUGAAAGAUUAACUAACAAACUAACUGAUGAACUUCAAGACAGUCCUAACACAAAAUCCUAUGAUGUGAAAAUUCAAGUAGAAAGCACAUGGAGUGACUAUAAUGAUAAUAUAUGCGUGUGAAUUUACAUUUUUCUUGCCUAGAGGUACUUCUUCAGUUUGUUAUACUAAAUAUAAGAAUAUA